UCCUCCGCCUGCCCGGACUCGGCAGCUCCACCCUGUUGCCUGCACCCCCUUCCCCCCGGGCACCCCCAGGAUGGUGAGGUGGUUUCACCGAGACCUCAGUGGGCUGGAUGCCGAGACCCUGCUCAAGGGCCGAGGGGUCAACGGGAGCUUCCUGGCUCGGCCCAGCCGCAAGAACCAGGGCGACUUCUCCCUCUCCGUCAGGGUGGGGGACCAGGUGACCCACAUUCGGAUCCAGAACUCGGGGGAUUUCUACGACCUGUAUGGAGGGGAGAAGUUCGCGACGCUGACGGAGCUGGUGGAGUACUACACGCAGCAGCAGGGCGUCCUGCAGGACCGCGACGGCACCAUCAUCCACCUCAAGUACCCGCUGAACUGCUCAGACCCCACCAGUGAGAGGUGGUACCAUGGCCACAUGUCUGGAGGGCAGGCAGAGACACUGCUGCAGGCCAAGGGUGAGCCCUGGACUUUUCUCGUGCGUGAAAGUCUCAGCCAGCCUGGAGAUUUUGUGCUGUCUGUGCUCAGCGACCAGCCCAAGGCUGGGCUGGGCUCCCCGCUCAGAGUCACCCACAUCAAGGUCAUGUGUGAGGGUGGACGCUACACAGUGGGCGGUUUGGAGACCUUCGACAGCCUCACGGACCUGGUGGAGCAUUUCAAGAGGACGGGGAUCGAGGAGGCCUCGGGCGCCUUCGUCUACCUGCGGCAGCCAUACUACGCCACCAGGGUGAACGCAGCUGACAUUGAGAACCGGGUCUUGGAACUGAACAAGAAGCAGGAGUCGGAGGACACGGCCAAGGCUGGCUUCUGGGAGGAGUUUGAGAGUCUGCAGAAGCAGGAGGUGAAGAACUCGCACCAGCGGCUGGAAGGGCAGCGGCCAGAAAACAAGAGCAAGAACCGUUACAAGAACAUCCUUCCGUUUGACCACAGCCGAGUGGUCCUGCAGGGACGCGACAGUAACAUCCCUGGGUCCGACUACAUUAACGCCAACUACGUCAAGAACCAGCUGCUAGGCUCUGAUGAGAAUGCUAAGACCUACAUCGCCAGCCAGGGCUGCCUGGAGGCCACGGUCAACGACUUCUGGCAGAUGGUGUGGCAGGAGAACACCCGUGUCAUCGUCAUGACCACCCGGGAGGUGGAGAAGGGCCGGAACAAGUGUAUCCCAUACUGGCCAGAGGUGGGCACUCAGCGCGUUUAUGGAGUCUAUGCUGUAACCAACUGCGGGGAACAUGACACACCUGAGUACAAACUCCGCACCUUACAGGUCUCCCCGCUGGACAAUGGGGACCUGGUUCGGGAGAUCUGGCACUACCAGUACCUGAGCUGGCCUGACCACGGGGUCCCCAGCGAGCCUGGGGGUGUCCUCAGCUUCCUGGACCAGAUCAACCAGCGGCAGGAAAGUCUGCCUCACGCAGGGCCCAUCAUCGUGCACUGCAGCCCUGGGCAGCAGGCUGAGGCUUCUUCAUUGCUGCAACCUAUCUCUCCCUUCCCGCCAGUGCCCCCAACUCAGGCCUUGGGCUCAUGCACCACUAGCUCCACUGGAGACCCUCACGUUCAUGAUCAGGAGACCCCGUUCCUGCUAAGGUGGGAAGCUGAGGGGUCAGCAAGGAGGAGCAGGUGUCCCAUCAGGCCUGAGGGGCAGCGUCCCGCAGACGGGCCUACUCAGCCGGCCUGGCCUGGGGGCAUGGGAGGCAGCUGGCACAGGGUCCUGGGCAGACGCUGCUGCUCAACAUUCCAGCUCCUCCACUCACUGGCUGUGCGAUCUUGGGCAAAGGACUUGCCUUCUCUGACCCCCGGAUUCCUUGUCCAUAAAAUCCGGGUCUUAUAGGGUUGUUGUGAGUGUGAGACCCUCUCACUGUGUGUGGAAUACAGUAAAUACCCAGGAAUGGGAGCUGUUAAUGCUUUACUAACUCACGUCAGGCAGGGAACGGGGAAAUGGGAAUCUGCUGUGUCCUCUCCCCUUCCAGCUCCCUCCACGUGACCCCGGGGCCGUGAGGGCCGGGGCUUCCUCCUCUGCCCCUCCAGCAAUUGCGUGUCCUGGGGCAGGGCCGGGGGGCUGAGUCUGGAGGUACCCCCCACGUGCUGCCUCAGGGACUCUUCCUCCAGGCCGUGCCCCCCCCCUUCUUGAAAUCCCCAUGGCCUUAAUUUAGACGUUACAGGAAGGAAGUGGGUGAGGGGGUGUUAUUUUUGACAAUCUGGGUUUGAAAUUAGACAGUGCAACUCGGGGCAUUGGCCUGACUGGCCUAGCCGAGGGGGUGGGACUGGGGUCUGUGUGCGGUCCUGAGGCUCCUGGGGUCUGUUUGCCCAGGGGUGGCGGCAGAGGGUGGGGAGAAGGCAGACUUCCUGCUGCGAUGCUCCCCCAAGUUUCCUGAGCCCGGUGGCUCCCGGGGCCUGCUGUCUUGGACGCUGCCCUUGCCCUGCCAUCAGGAUCUGAAGAAGAAGGGAAAUGGAGCCUUGCGCGAAAGAUGCUCCCGAGGCGAGGAGGGCAGCCUCGCUGGGGCCAAGGCUGUGGGAGAGGGCCGGGGAGGCCCAGAGUACCAGGGGAGCAGGCAGGAUGUGGUCGGGGAACGGGGUCCCAGAUCUCCUGGGGUGGGGUGCAAAGUGAGGGGUGGAAGCAGGCGGUGGAGUGCGGUGCUGGGAAGAAGGAAAGAGACGGGUGUCUGGGGAGCAGCGUCUUAGAGAGCCAGGUUCUGCCCCCAAAUCCCCGGGCUGGAGUGAUGAGCACGGGGGCGGAGCUGGGCAGACUUCUACCCUGCCUACCCUCCCAGUGACCCUGCCUGGUUCCUGCAUCUCACAUCUCGGGCCGGUUCCCUAAGCCCCGCCCCUGCCGCUGCUGCGCUGACGCCCCGCCCCCCGCUUCCCGGCUAGUGCAGGCUGGGCCUCUGACGGCGC
Messenger RNA from Physeter macrocephalus (sperm whale), 2886 nucleotides. It is a transcript of the gene PTPN6, whose product is annotated as protein tyrosine phosphatase non-receptor type 6. The transcript has 12 exons. Gene Ontology annotation, biological process: cell differentiation; mitotic cell cycle; intracellular signal transduction. The record is from RefSeq and is a predicted model, not a curated record. Gene Ontology annotation, molecular function: phosphotyrosine residue binding; non-membrane spanning protein tyrosine phosphatase activity. Lineage: Eukaryota; Metazoa; Chordata; Mammalia; Artiodactyla; Physeteridae. The coding region runs from base 71 to 1822 and encodes 583 amino acids. Gene Ontology annotation, cellular component: cytoplasm.